Messenger RNA from Oryzias latipes (Japanese medaka), 2627 nucleotides. It is a transcript of the gene serinc4, whose product is annotated as serine incorporator 4. Gene Ontology annotation, cellular component: membrane. Lineage: Eukaryota; Metazoa; Chordata; Actinopteri; Beloniformes; Adrianichthyidae. The record is from RefSeq and is a predicted model, not a curated record.
CUCUCUUCUGGCAGCGCCUGACAGCGAAGCACUGUCCCCCACCAGGCUGGACUGAGAGCGGCUGAACUGGGGCUCAUGCUGGGGGGGCUCGGCUGUGGGAAGCCUUCAUUUAAUCCAGCCUGAGGAGGACCACUGUGGACCACUGGGAGUGCUGCUGCGAGGAUGGCGUGUUUGCUCCAACUCUGAGACAAAAGCUGAAGGUUCAUGGCCAAAUGUAGGGGCGUGCUGGCCGAGGAGAAGCGCUGCGGGGGGGGCGGCAUGUCCGCCACGCAGGAGAUGAGCCGCACCAGUGUCUACAGCUACUUCCUGAACAUGGUGGCCUAUCAGAUAUGCUGCUGCUGUGGACCGGCCCCUUGCUCGCUCUGCUGUGCCUUCUGCCCCCCGGUCAAGUCCUCCACCAGCACGCGGGUCAUGUACACGCUCUUCCAUAUCCUGAGCUGCGCCGUCUCCUGUCUGAUGCUGUCGCGCACCGUCUCUGAGCUGGUCAGGGAAAAUGUGCCUUUCUUCAACGUGGUGUGCGACCAGGCGCAUGGAGGGGGCCACUGUGAGAUGCUGGUGGGCUACUCGGCGGUGUACAGGGUCUGCUUCGGCACAUCCUGCUUCUAUUUGAUGAUGGCCAUCUUCCUCGUCGACGUGAAGUCCACUCAGGACUUCAGAGCCCUCAUUCACAACGGCUUCUGGUUCCUGAAGUUCAUCAUGCUGCUGGGCAUGUGCACGGCCGCCUUCUUCAUCCCCACCGAGUCCUUCCUGCACGCUUGGCAUUAUGUUGGUGUGGUGGGGGGCUUUGCCUUCAUCCUGAUCCAACUAAUCCUCAUCACAGCUUUUGCUCACACGUGGAACAAGAACUGGUUGACUGGAGCUGCAGAGAACAAGCGCUGGUACCUGGCUGUGAUGUGUGCCACCCUCUUCUUCUACACGAUUGCAACCAUGGCCUUCACUUUCAUGUAUAAGUACUACACGCAUCCCAUCGCCUGCCACUUCAACAAGGUCCUGCUGUGGGUCAACCUGGGGCUCUGCGGCCUCAUGUCCUUCAUCGCUGUUACACCAUGCGUGAAGCAGAAACAGCCCCGUUCUGGACUCCUCCAGGCCUCCAUCAUCAGCUGUUAUGUCAUGUAUUUGACUUUUUCUGCUCUCUCCAGCCGUCCUCCAGAAAAAGUGCUUCAUCAGGGCAGGAACAUGACUGUCUGUUACCCCAACGUGGGACAGGAUGGCAUCCAGAACGAAGGCAACGCUGUGGCCGUCAUCGGAGCCUUCAUCAUGUACUGCUGCGUCCUGUUUGCUUGCAACGAGGCCUCCUACCUGGCUGAGGUGUUCGGGCCCUUCUGGAUGAUAAAGGUUUACCGAUACGAGUUCCAGAAGGCCACCUGCUGCUUCUGCUGCCCCGAGGAAGACACAGCUGAGGAGGAGUUUGUUGUUGACGACGAAGACAAAGGCUGUCAGAAGGUCAUUCAUAACGAGACACAGAAAGUGGCCUACAGUUACUUCUUCUUUCACUUUGUGUUCUUUCUGGCCUCACUCUACGUCAUGAUGACCCUUACUAAUUGGUUCAGCUACGAGUCUGCAGUCCUGGAGACCACCUUCACACACGGCAGCUGGUCCACCUUCUGGGUAAAGAUGACUUCCUGUUGGGCCUGCGUGGUUCUGUACCUGUGGCUGCUGCUGGGUCCUCUGUGCAGCUGUCAAAACGAGUCCAGACCCAGACGAUCCCGUAUCAAACGUCGCCCACCGUCCUCCCGCCACGUUAGCGUCACCGUCUGACGCUGAAGGGGAAUCGGGAAGCUAACCAUGCGAAGAGAGGGCUCUGAUCCCCCCACCCAUGAGGUGGUGGGUCAAAGACACCCGGCGGUGUGAGGACGGCAGCAGAACUGGUCCUGAAGGGACCAGUCUCCUGGAAAAGGAGAGGACUGCGGUUUUGAAGUAUUCAGGAGUUGGUUCUGAAUCCUGUACCAGGAGAACACGUCUGAUUGUUUACUAUUUCAUGGGGAUUUUAUUUUUGCUGAAUGUAGACAUAGGAGGGGCUUUGUGUUGAUAUGAUGCUGCAGAUCAGCACCUUUAUUUAUCACCUUCCAGCAUCAACAAAUCCUUCACAAGCUGCCGGAAAUUCUGGAUAAAAGUUUAGAAAACAUCAUCUGCUUAGAACUUACAUUCAUCCCUGUCCCGUCUUCGCUUGCCGAAAUUUUUGUACCUUCAUGGGGUGGGGGGUUCGUUCUGCGACGAAGUAAGCAGCAGAAACGGUGACAAAGGACGGGAAGCUGAGGGUCCCGCCUGUCUCAGAGGAGCGCUGGGGUGAUUCUCUGAGACCCACACAUCAACAUUUAGACAGAAAACUCUUCAAAGGGAGAAUCUAAAGUGUUCUAUUUUUGCAUGUUGAGUGUAAACUGAUUCUAAGAAAAAUGCGCCCGUGAGAGACCUCCAACAGGAACAGAAAUGACGGACUUUCUCUGAAUGUAGAGAUGAAGUCUGCUGCUGAAAGACGGAUCGGUUCUAGAUGAGCCGUCAUUGCUCUUUUGUGUGUUCAUGAUGCUUAUUGUUGCCUUCCCCACAAGAGAAACUGAGCAGUGAUAACGUUUCCGGUUUUACAUCAAAUGUUUUUAAAGCUGCUCCAUCAUAAAGGUGUUUGCACUUCU